Messenger RNA from Linum trigynum, 974 nucleotides. The record is from the annotation of a GenBank genome assembly. Lineage: Eukaryota; Viridiplantae; Streptophyta; Magnoliopsida; Malpighiales; Linaceae.
ACAACAUCAAGGAGACAAUGGAACACAGGAUGACAUCAAACCUUGUUUGGGAAAAUACAACCAGGGGAAGCACAACACAUAUUGACAUCACUCAAAAAAACAACCAAGUUCUUGAGACAAAGACAGAGCAUUUAUAAUCCCUCUUUCUUCCAACCAAACAAAGAGCAAGAAGAUCAGAACAACUUGUCUGAUCACAGCGAGACCCAUGGCAUUGGACUCAUACGCCAUCUCCUGGGGAGUGCUCAAAGUCAUCCAUCACAGAGAAUCUCAAAAGAGAUUGCAUGACGGUGGAAGAGGCUGUGAAACAGAUUGCUCCAAACUGUGAAGGCAGAGGGGGCCAAGGUAGAGAGGAUCGGUUCGAAGGGGAGCAAGCUUCCAAGGAUAUCCACAGACCGCCACAAAAGAACCGACUUCCACCGCAGCAACCGGAGAUGACUCACCUCUCCACGAUCCGACAACCAUCCAAGCAACAACAUCACCUUGGGGAAGCGGCGGGGGGGGGGGGGGGGGGGGGGGGGGUGGGGAAUGAGAAUGACUUCACCUUGAAGAUGAAACAACCAACCUGGAAAGAUCAAGCUUCCCAAGCUGCAACCUCCAAAUCCUCAAACGAGCAAGCCUUGAACCUAGUGGCGGAGCCAGCUCAUAACAAGCUGGGUCCCGGGACCCACCUUGGCUCAAGAUUAUAGUGUUUGUAAAAUCGUAUUGUAUAGGUGGUUCGAUCAUGAAAACCUUCUAUUCGAUUUUAAAUCAUAGAAGGUUUUUUAGUAGUAUGAAAUGGUUGAAUCACGAUUAAACCAUGGUUUCAACAUAAAUAUCAUACUAUUGACUUUUUUAGUACAACCACUGCUACGGAUUUACAAUCCUUGCUAAAUUAUUACACGGAUAACAAUAUUUGUACACAAUUAAUAACUCUGGAACCUAUUACCUCAUGUUUACUUGUUUUACUUAUCUACAAAUAAAUUGUAGAAAACUUU